GGAGACGACAAAUCUUGUAGCGACUCCAAACUUCGGCUUCUAGCAAACGCAAAGGAUCUAGAUUACGGGGCACGGAACAGGUUAUUUCCAAAGAUACGCAAAACCAGCAGCCUUCAUCAAGCAGCUUAUCAGGGAGGAUUUUUCGCGUCUUUCCAAGAAGCAAAAAUGCAUCUUUGCUGGCUAUGGCCGUGUGUGUGAAGAAGUCAGGGGGGAAGGAUUCCACAGCAGGAGCGUUCACCUGGUAACGUCCAUGAAGCAGCAAUACCUAAUCGCGAUGCCAGCAACUGUCGCUUCCCUCCAAUUGGCUGCUCUCCAUCGACUACGGCCCCGAUUCUUCACGGGAAUCUCUGUCAAAGAGGCAUUUUUUGGUGGCCGGAGAGCACGAAGAGAUGCGGCUCUAGCGGUUCGUGCGACGAAGAAGAGCAGCAGCGGGGACAACAAUGGUUUCAAUGGCAACGGGAAGAAAGUCCCUCGUUUCGGCACGCCAUUUCCAGAUGGAAACUCGGAGAUUGACAGCCCCGUGCCAUGGGACCAACUUCCUAUCAACGAGUUCAACAGCUUACAGGAAUCCCAGUACUUCUCCUGGGCCGUGGAGAGCGUCUGGCUUUACUCGAUGAAGAUUGGUGGGAUUGCUGCGUGCUGUACCGUGUUCUUGGGAUGGCCGGUCGCGUCACUCAGCGUGAAUCCAGAGUCCGACUUGCUCAAGUGCACACUCGGGGCUUUGAGUGGGGGUCUCAUGGGUGCAACGUUAGCAGCUUUACGACUCUACCUUGGCUGGGCACACAUCGGAGAUCGUCUGUUCAGUGUUACAGUCGAGUACGAGGAGACUGGGUGGUACGACGGCCAGACUUGGAUCAAACCCCCGGAAGUUUUAGCUCGCGAUCGGCUGGUUGGCGCUUACACGGUGAAGCCAGCUCUCAGCAGGGUGAGAGUGACGCUCAUUGGAUUGGCAGUCUCGCUCUCCAUCUGCGCCGCAUUACUCUUCUCCAUCCCGGAGACCAGAUCCAGCUUGCUGCUACAGAAGAUCCAGACGCAGCCCCCUCCUCCGCGCUCCUCCAUCAAAGGCUACAGUGAAAAGUCCGCUAGAACGUACGAGCCAAGCGCGUUCGUGGGUCCGGACGAGGAAUUUACGAGAGCUCCCGGAGUUGAAGAUAAUGGUGGAGUUCUUCCGGAUUUAUGUACUUGACGCGAUGAAAACAAAUUUAGGCAUACCGGAGA
Molecule: messenger RNA, 1218 nt
Organism: Selaginella moellendorffii
Lineage: Eukaryota; Viridiplantae; Streptophyta; Lycopodiopsida; Selaginellales; Selaginellaceae
Product: protein CONSERVED IN THE GREEN LINEAGE AND DIATOMS 27, chloroplastic
Exons: 5
Coding region: 251-1186 (311 amino acids)
Source: RefSeq, a predicted model, not a curated record